UGUCCCCCGGCCGGUCCAUCGCCACGUCCAUCCAUCCCGUGUCCCUCCUCGGGCGGGGCCGGUCCCGAUCCCCCCCCCCCCGUCCCGUCCCCUCCCCCGGCCGGCGGGGUCCCGGCGGGAUGCGGGUGUGGGGCGGUGGGCGGCAGGUGGCUUCCCGCGCGGCCCCCCGCUGAGCCGGGCCCGGGGCUUCCCCCCCCGCCACCCCCAUUUCCCCGGACCAUGGGGGCCUCCGGGGCUCUGUGGGGCCUCGUGCUCUGCGCCGUGGCGGCCGCCCAGCACCGACUCUCCUCGCCAGAAAAAUUCACUGAGUUUCCCCGGAAUGUUACUGCAAAUGAGGGCCAGAAUGUGGAGAUGUCAUGCGCCUUCCAGAGUGGCUCCACCUCCGUCUACUUGGAGAUCCAGUGGUGGUUCUUGAGGGCAGCUGAGAGCCAGGAGCCUGGACCAGAGGUGGAACUGUUGCCAGAAAGAGACCUGGACAGUGAUGGGACAAAGAUAAGUACAGUGAAAGUGCAGGGAAAUGACAUCUCCCACAAGCUUCAGAUUUCCAAGGUGAGGAAAAAGGAUGAAGGCUUAUACGAGUGCAGGGUGACAGACGCCAACUAUGGAGACCUUCAGGAAUAUAAAGCCCAGGCAUAUCUGAAAGUGAACGCCCACAGCCACUCUCGGAGAAUGCAAGCCUUUGAAGCAUCCCCAAUGUGGUUGCAAGAUCCCAAGCCACGCAAGAACGUCUCGGCUGCUGCGCCCAGUGGCAUCCAUAACUCUGCCCUUCAGCAAAUGCGCUCCACCUCCAGCCCGCAAGCCACAGCCCAAAUCCCUAAACAAGGCCCACAAUCAGCAAAGAGCAAAUCGCCUGUAAAAUCUACGGAGCGGACAGCAAAAUUGGCCCUAAACUCCAACCGCCACUCUGCACCCAAUGUACUCUAACACUUCACGCAGGAGUACCUUCUUCAGGAAGAACACAAGGACAGGAAAACCCAUUUUAUUGAUAAUGUUUUCAUUGAUGAAUCACUGAUCUUUUAUUUCAAAGAGCUGCAGUCUGCAGUGAUGCCUCCACACACGCAGGAUCAGUUUCUGUUUUUUUGUUUUGGUUUUCGCUUUUGUUUUUUUGUUUUUGUUUUUUGGGGCACAAUGAAAACUCAUUUGUCGGCGUCUUGGGGAUCGAUCUGCAAAGCAUCAGGAUAAUCAAUAUUCACUGUGGAUAAUGUUGGUUCCCUUCCUGGAGAGACCAUUCACAACUGGAGGUAAAUAGAGGCUAAAAGAAACAAGCCACAAACUUCAAGCAAAAAUCCACUUUGGGAACACAAAUAUUGGCUCUGCAGGAAGCCCGUGACACACUGUUUCAAGGAGAGACAACGAGAACGGAGCACUUAGGGUUUAUUUUUCCUCUUGGGAUUUUCUUCCUAUCUGGUUUCAUUUCUUGUUCAAUCAUGGCAAGUGCUGGCACAGGCUGGUCUCUGUUAGUUACCUGGACAUUUAUAGAGAUAAAUUUUGUCAUGUGUUCUAUACUUCAAUGUGUUUGAUCUAUUUUUGCAACUCCUGCAUAUGCAAACUGACAUAAAUUCUGUAAAUUGCUUCCAGUCCAUGUGAUAUUACUUCCUAAUAGGCCCUUACGCAAGUCAGUUUUUAAUAUUAUCUCUAGCUGGAUGUAUAUGUCGUGUUACCCACAGAGGUCUUUUGUUUCCUUUUGGAUGUGAUAAUCCUGAUUAAUUUGUAAUACUUUAUUGUAUAGUUUAGUAAAUCAUACCUUUGCUUCACCUGGUUGAUCAGACAGAUAGUGUUCAUCACUCUCUGCUUCUUUGCGUAAAAUGCACACUAAAGUUUGCAAUGAUCUUUGAUGAAUGAUUUUAGUUUCGCGUAUGCUGUAUUGGGGAUUGUUUGCUCUGUGCCCUCCUCUUUAUGGUGUUUAUCAAUGAGAUUUUUAUUCUGAAAAAAUGUAAUCUGUUGCUCUGUGCUUCUGCAGGGCAAAAAUAAGUAUUUGCUGCUAGAAGAGUUUGCUUUAAAUUCCCAGUUUGGGGAAGGUAUUUUAUCGUAUUUACUCCCUGAAAUCAUUCAAGAACCCUUCCUGCUGUGGCUGAAAAUGUUGCUUUAUUUGCCCUUUCUGUAGGUGGUUUUCCAUAAUGCAUUGUUCUGUCAUGUUGUUAAUUAAUUUUCUUUAUGUCUCUGAAGUGACAAUUAAAGUUUUGUUGUUGGCUGGAAGUGAUCCCUA
Messenger RNA from Tachyglossus aculeatus (Australian echidna), 2206 nucleotides. RefSeq names its product V-set and transmembrane domain containing 2A (gene VSTM2A). Bases 220 to 924 code for a protein of 234 amino acids. The record is from RefSeq and is a predicted model, not a curated record. The transcript has 5 exons. Lineage: Eukaryota; Metazoa; Chordata; Mammalia; Monotremata; Tachyglossidae.